AGUGUUUGUUGGCGGGGAGGAAGGGAAAGGAGAAUGUUAGCCGCUUUGAGACUCCUUCGGGUAGUGAUAAAGCGGGAUAUCAAAUCCAAACUCUUCUUCUUCUUCACUGUGAGAACAAGAGGCUGCACUAAAUGGAUCUUUGUCUUGACCCAGCAGCCAGGCUCUUCUUAGUUGUAGAGGACAGGCCACUGGGAGGGAUCUUCUGAGUCUCAACCAGAACAAAUACUUCAAGGAAACUCGCCAACAAGUCUCAUUUUUCUCUGGGUCUUAGCAUUUAACUGCCUUUACUUCUGGGGGAUGUCCUGGUUGAUAUUCAGACUCAUCUACAUUUCCAGGGGAAAUCUUCCUCUCCAGAAAGGUAUAAUUCACUCACCAAACCAUUUGUUCAUUUUGCAGGACUUGGUAGAACCUCCAUUUUGGACAGCCUCUAGCAGAACAGGGAGAGGUCUUUUGGGCCCAGUCAGAGACUUCCUUAGAAUAGAGAUCAAGGAUGGAAAAGGAAGAUUCAGCUGCCCACGAAGCAGGAAGAAGUCCUUGUACAAACCAGGCUGGCAGCCCCAGGGAAUUCUGGGAAAGAACAGUGCAGAAGGUCCUGGGGAAGGAGGACACGCUCGGCUCAGAUGUGCAGCGCCAGCGUUUCAGACAGUUCUGCCACCAAGAGGCCAAAGGGCCCCGAGAGGUUUGCAGCCAACUCCACCAUCUCUGCUGUCAGUGGUUGAAACCAGAGCAACACACAAAGAAUCAGAUCCUGGACCUGGUGAUUCUGGAGCAGUUCCUGACCAUCCUCCCAGAAGAAAUUGAGAGCUGGGUAAGGGAAUGUGGAGCAGAGACCUGUUGCCAGGCAGUGGCCCUGGCCGAAGGUUUCCUCCUGAGCCAGGCCAACGACAAGAAGCAGGCAGAGCAUCAGGUAAAGGGUCCAUUUGCAGAAGUGUCUGAAGAUUUCUCUGCACCGGAGAAGGUUCUGUCAGAGACCAAACACAAUCUCUUGCAAAGGGAUAAUGUUCAGGAAAUAGACAGACAUGCCACCUCACUGGGUGAUGAAAUGAGGCUGGCAAGACCUCCUCGGGCUUCUCCUUUUUGCGAUGGUCAAGAAGCAGCUACUGUGGAACUGGAUCAGGGUCUAGGGUUGUUUGAGGAGUUUUCUGUGUAUUUUACCGAGGAGGAGUGGGAUCUGCUGAAUCCUGACCAGAAAGCUCUGUAUAAAGAAGUCAUGGAGGAGAACUGUUACAGAACCCAUUACAAAAUCCACACAGGAAAGAAACCAUACAAAUGUUUAGAGUGUGGAAAGAGCUUUUGUCAAAGUUCGGACCUCAUUACCCAUAAAAGGAUCCAUGUAGGGGUGAAACCAUUUAAAUGCUUGGGAUGUGGAAAGGGCUUCUGUCAGAAGACACUUCUCGCUACCCAUCAAAGAGUUCACACACAGGAGAAACCGCAUAAAUGCUUGGAUUGUGGAAAGGACUUUCGAUACAGUUCUGCCCUUAUUACUCAUCAAAGGAUCCACACAGGCAAAAAACCGUAUAAAUGCUUGGAAUGCGGAAAGAGCUUCUGUCAGAAGAUAAGUCUCAUUUCUCAUCAAAGAAUUCACACAAGGGAAAGACCACAUAAAUGCUUGAAAUGUGGAAAGAGCUUUCGUCACAGUUCGGCCCUAACUACCCAUCAAAGGAUCCAUACAGGGGAGAAACCAUAUAAAUGCUUGGAAUGUGGAAAGACCUUUCGACACAGUUCUGCCCUAACUACCCAUCAAAGGACACACACAGGGAAGAAACCAUAUAAAUGCUUGGAAUGUGGAAAGGACUUUUGUCAGAAAAUAAAUCUCACUAGUCAUCAAAGAAUUCACACAGGAGAAAAGCCAUUUAAAUGUUUGGAGUGUGGAAAGAGCUUCGGUCAGAGGGCUUACCUUACUUUCCAUCAGAGAAUCCACAAGGGGGAGAAACCACAUAAAUGCUUGGAGUGUGGAAAAAGCUUCAUGCAGAAGAGAAGGCUCACUUCCCAUCAGAGAAUUCAUACGGGGGAGAAACCGCAUAAAUGCCCAGAAUGUGGAAAGAGUUUCUGUCAGAAAGCAGAUCUCACUAUUCACCAAAGAAUUCACACGGGGGAGAAGCUACACAAAUGCCUGGAGUGUGGAAAGAGCUUCUUACGAAAGACCCAUCUCACUACUCAUCAGAGAAUUCACACUGGGGAGAAACCGCACACAUGCUUGGAGUGUGGAAAGGGCUUCAGUCAGAAAGCGCAUCUCACUACUCACCGAAGAAGUCACACGGGGGAGAAGCCACACAAAUGCUUGGAGUGUGGAAAGUGCUUCACAGAGAAAAGAGCUCUUACUUCUCAUCAAAAAAUCCACACGGGGGAAAAGCCACAUAAAACUUUCAAGCGUGGAAAGGUCUUUCCUCACAGUUGCGACCUUAUUACUAGGCCUACCCAAGGCAGAACGGCUGGCAGUAGCAACGGCUGCAGCAACACAGGCCAGACUGAUUUGCCCCCAGUCGUAUUAGUCCAUCUUCCUCCUAGUACUGCUUGUGUUGGGCAACAUCAGCCACCUAUCCCGAUUCCUAACUUUCCUGAAUCUUCUGGUCGCGGGGACAAGCCUUCUCCUACUGCCGGGGUCUUGUUUGAGGAGGCAGGAGGCCCUGGCAGCAGCAGUCUUGCAGAGUUGUCCACUUUAGUGAGUGAAGGGAGAGAGCCCAGCCCCAGCUUAUCUGAGGAAGUGUCUGUAUUAGAUGCCCUCAGAUUGAUUGAAGGUGAAGAUCUGUUCCACUCCUCUUCCCUAGACAGAAGUGCUUUCUGGAGCCCUGUGGAGCAGGAGCAGCAGGAACACACCCCACCAGUGACGCAAGGGGGUGCCUCCCACGGUUCCCCCACUGCUCCUGGGGUGGCGCUGACCCCCCAGACCGAAGGCAGCCAGCCUGAUUCACCACAGAAGCGGCAGAGCAUCGUGUGGGACCACUUUGAGGUGGGAGUGGAUCCCAGCACCGCCGUCUGCAGCCACUGCAGGCGGGUCAUGAGCAGGGGCAGAGACGCAGCACAUUAUAGUACCAGCAGCCUGCGCUUGCACCUGCAGAGGCAGCACCCGUCCAUCGUGCUAGGAGCACAGGAAGCCAAGUCCCAGCCGUCGGGGAGCAAGGGCAAAUGGGUGGCAACCUCGUGCCAGGAAGGAGGUGGAGCUUCCGCUUCCUGUCCCGGGCCUGUCCUUCCUUCCUGUGGGACGACGUGGAGGGGCAUCUCCCUUCCUCUUCUUCCUUGCGGAGGAGCUUCUCCCGUUCUUUCUCCGCCGGGGAGGCUGCCUCUCCUGUCGCCUCCAGGUCAGAUGCGGGGAAGGAGAGACGGAGGAAGGAGGAGGAGGAGGAAUGGAUUGGUGAGCUUUGAUGAGGUGUCUGUGCAUUUCACCAACGAGGAAUGGGCCUUGCUGGAUCCGGGCCAGAGAGCUCUGUACGAGGAAGUCAUGGAGGAGAUUCGUGAGAUGAUGACAUCUGUGGGAGAUGUUUCGGAGUUCCUGACUGAAGGAGAACAAUCAGAACCGUCACGUGAAGGAGCUGAGGAGCAGAAGGAGCAACGGAAACAGCGGGUUCAAGUUGGAACCUACAGAAAGGAGGGGACCCAAAUGCAGAAGGUGGGGAGGGAAUCCACUGCUUCUCAGGUUAAUGAAAAUCAGAUUUGCAGAGAGAAGCAUGAAUGUACUGUGUGUGGAAAGAGCUUUCCUUAUCACUCAACGCUUACUUCACAUCAAAGAGUGCACUCGGAUGAAAAACCAUAUAAAUGCUGGGAGUGUGGAAAAAGUUUUAGGCAGAGUAGUAACCUUACUUCACAUCAAAGAACUCAUAAAGGGAGGAAACCUCAUCAGUGCUUUGAGUGCGGAAAGAGCUUCAAUCAGAGUAGCUCCCUUAGUAGGCACCACACAAUCCACACAGGGGACAAACCGUAUGAAUGCUUGAAGUGUGGAAAGUGUUUCCGUCAGAGGAGCAGCCUCACUAGACAUGAAAGAACUUAUACAGGGGACAAACUGUGUGAAUGCUUGAUGUAUGGAAAGAGCUUCCAUCAUGGGAGCAUCCUCACUAGACAUAAAAGAACUCACGCAGGUGAAAAACCUCACAAAUGUUUGGACUGUGGGGAGGGCUUCAGGCACAAAGGCACCCUCACAAAGCAUCAAAGAAUUCAUACAGGGGACAAACCUUAUGAGUGCUUGGAGUGUGGAAAGAGCUUCACUCGCAAAGACUCCCUUACUUUGCAUCAGAGAAGUCACACAGGAGAAAAGCCUUAUAAAUGCUGGGAGUGUGACAAGAGCUUCCGUGAGAGUGGCGCCCUUACUCGGCAUCGAAGAACUCAUACAGGGGAAAAGCCUUAUACAUGUUUUGAAUGUGGAAAGAGCUUCAGUCAGAGUUGUCACCUUACUGAUCAUCAAAGAACUCAUACGGAGGAGAAACCUCAUGGAUCAGUGAGCUUUGAGGGGGUGUCCUUGCAUUUCACCGAUGACGAAUGCUCCCUGCUGGAUCCAGGAGAUGUGCCUCAUGAAAGAGCGGAGGAGCAUAAUGCGCAACGGAAACAGCGGGUUCAAGUUGGAACCUACAGAAAGGAGGGGACCCAAAUGCAGAAGGUGGGGAGGGAAUCCACCGCUUCUCAGGUUAAUGAAAAUCAGAUUUGCAGAGAGAAGCAUGAAUGUACUGUGUGUGGAAAGAGCUUUCCUUAUCACUCAACGCUUACUUCACAUCAAAUAGUGCACUCGGGUGAAAAACCAUAUAAAUGCUGGGAGUGUGGAAAAAGUUUUAGUCAGAGUGGCUCUCGUAAUUUGCAUCAAAGAACCCAUACAGGGCAGAAACCUCAUCAGUGCUUUGAGUGCGGAAAGAGCUUCAGAAAAAGUAGCUCCCUUAAUAUGCAUCAUACAACCCACACAGGGGACAAACCAAAUUACAAAUGUUUGGACUGUGGGAAGAGCUUCAGGUCCCGUGACUCCAUCAUGAAGCAUCAAAGAAUUCAUGCAGGUGAAAAACCAUACAAAUGUUUGGACUGUGGGGAGAGCUUCAGGCACAGUGACUCCCUCACGAAGCAUCAAAGAAUUCAUACCGGGGAGAAACCUUAUGAGUGUUUGGAGUGUGGAAAGAGCUUCAGUCGCAAAGACUCCCUUACUUUGCAUGAAAGAAGUCACACAGGAGAAAAACCUUAUAAAUGUUUGGAAUGUGACAAGAGCUUCAUUCGUAGUAGCCACCUCUCAAGACAUAAAAGAACUCACACAGGGGAUAAACCUUAUAGAUGCUGGGAGUGCGGAAAGAGUUUUAGUCAGAGUGGUCACUUUACUUUGCAUCAAAGAACUCAUACAGGUGAGAAACCUCAUCAAUGCUUUCAGUGCGGAAAGAGCUUCAGUAACAGUAGCUCCCUUACUUCGCAUGAAGGAAUUCAUACAGGGGACAAACCUCAUAAAUGCUGGGAGUGUGGAAAGAGCUUCCGUCAGAGUGGUGGUCUUACUUUGCAUCAAAGAACUCAUACAGACACUGCAAUGGCAUCAGACCAACAUUGUGGAUUCUCCCUACAUUACUCUGGAGAAGAAGUGGCCACCAUGCAUCCAGCUAAGGGAUCAAUGAGCUUUGAGGGGGUGUCCUUGCAUUUCACUGACGAGGAAUGGUCCCUGCUGGAUCCAGGCCAAAGAGCGCUGUACAAGGAAGUCAUGAUGGAGAUUUAUGAGAUGGUAGCUUCUGUGGGAGAUGUUUGGAGGAUCCUGGCUGAGGGGGACCCAUCUGAAGGGCCACCUGAAAGAGCUGAGGAGCAACAGAAGUUAAGGAUUCAAGAUGGAACCAACAGACAAGUGGGCAGACGAACGCAGAAGGCGGGGAGGGAACCCACUGCUUCUCAGGUUAACGAAAAUCAGAUACCACACACAGGGGACAAACCUAAAGAAUGUUUGGAGGGUGGAAAGAACUUCAGUGACAGAGCCUACCUUAUUUUUCAUAAAAGAGGUCAUACAGCAGAAAAACCAUAUAAAUGCUGGGAGUGUGGAAAAAGCUUCAGUCGGAAAGAACACCUUACUCUGCAUCAAAGAAUUCAUACAGGCGAGAAACCUCAUAAAUGCAGGGAGUGUGGAAAGAGCUUCAGGCACAAUGACUCCCUCACUAGGCAUCAAAGAAUUCAUACUGGGGAGAAACCUUAUAAAUGUUUGGAAUGUGGAAAGAGCUUUAUUCAGUGUAGCGUGCUCACAAGACAUAAAAGAACUCAUACAGGGGAUAAACCUUAUAGAUGCUGGGAGUGUGGAAAGUGCUUUAGUGACAAUGGCACCCUUACUCGCCAUCAAAGAACUCACACAGGGGACAAACCUUAUAGAUGUUUGGAGUGCGGAAAGAACUUCAGUCGCAUAAAGUCCCUUACUUUUCAUAAAAGAAGGCAUGCAGGGAUAAAACCUUAUGAAUGCUCAGAAUGUGGAAAGAGCUUUAGUGUGCGUAGCCAGCUCAAAAGACACAUGAGAAUUCAUACAGGGGAGAAACCUUAUAAAUGUUUGGAGUGUGGAAAGAGUUUCAGCCGGAGUGGCCACCUUUUGCAACAUCGAGGAACUCAUACAGGGGAAAAACCUUAUAAAUGCUUGGCGUGUGACAAAUGUUUCAGUCAGAGCGUUCACCUUACUCAGCAUCUAAAAACUCAUACAGGGGAAAAACCUUAUAAGUGUUCAGAGUGUGCAAAGAGUUUCAGUCAGAAUAGUCACCUCACCAUACAUAAAAGAACACAUACAGGGGAGAAACCUUAUAGAUGUUUGGAGUGCGGAAAGAGCUUCACAGUCAGUUCGUCCCUUUCUAAGCAUCAAAGAAUUCAUACAGGGGAGAAACCUUAUGAAUGUUUGGUGUGUGGAAAGAACUUCAGUCGCCUAGAUUCCCUUACUUUUCACAAAAAAAGGCAUACAGGGGAGAAACCUUAUAAAUGUUGGGAGUGUGGAAAGAACUUCAGUGGCUCCCUUACUCAGCAUCUAAGAACUCAUACAGGGGAAAAACCUUAUAAAUGUUCGGAGUGUGACAAGAGUUUUAGCCAGAGUGGUCACCUUACCCAACACCUGAGAACUCAUACUGGGGAGAAACCUUAUAAGUGCUCGGUGUGUGAAAAGAGCUUCAGUGGCUCCCUUACUCAGCAUCUAAGAACUCAUACAGGGGAAAAACCUUAUAAAUGUUUGAAGUGUGAGAAGAGUUUUAGUCAGAGUGGUCACCUUACUCAACAUCUGAGAACUCAUACCGGGGAGAAACCUUACAAUUGCUUGGAGUGUGGCAAGAACUUCACCUACAGAUAUUCCCUUAACUCACAUCAAAUAAUCCAUAGAAGUGAAAUAUCUUAAGUUUGGAAGGUAGAAAAAUAUCCAGUGAUCUCAAGAGCUCCUAAGAGAGCAAACCAAAGAUUCUGCUCAGUUUUGGAAUCCUCUUCCUUAUCUCCAGCUUUUACAAUAAACUACAGUAGACCUUUGGAGCCCAGUAUGCCUUCCAUUUUAGAGGAGAAAAGGUUUUUGCUUUCAACCUGUUUUUUCAGUAUGGAAGCAGUUUGUGGGCAUUCUUCUGUAAGCCAGCGUGAGGAACGGGCAGGAGUUUGAGUGGUGGGUAGGAUGGGUAGUGGAAGAUUUAUAGUGAGGUUCAGUGCCACCCAUGAGGCAAGAGGUGGUCGUAGAGGAAGAAGAAGAGUUUGGAUAUCCCGCUUUAUCACUACCCUAAGGAGUCUUAAUCUCCUUUCCCUUCCUCCCCCACAACAAACACUCUGUGAGGUGAGUGAGGCUGAGAGAUUUCAGAGAAGUGUGACUGGCCCAAGGUCACCCAGCAGCUGCACAUGGAGGACUGGGGAAGCGAACCCUGUCCACCAGAUUACGAGUCCACCACUCUUAAUCACACUGGCUGAAGGCAGGGGAGGGGUUGCAGUUUCUGAAGUGGAAGAGGUCCCAGAAAGAGUCCUGCCAUUGGACUCUCCUCCAUCCCUUCACCCACUGUCUCCACUGACAAGAGGGGCAUAAAGCAACAGCAACAAGGGCCGCCUCUUUCCAUUAGCACUUACCUGGACCCUGAGGUUAUCUUCUGAGGCCCUUCUUAAAGUGCCGUCUCCAUGAAAGGCCUGGAGUGUGGCAACGGGCCUUUUCUGCGGUGGCUCCCCAUCUGUGGAAUAUUUUCCUCAGGGAGGUUCACCUGGCACCUAGGCACUUGGCAAAACCCUUUCUCCUUAACCAGGUUUCUGGCUGAUUGACAUCUAAUGCCCUUUUAGAAUGUGGGUUUUGGGGGGGGGGUGUUGUUUUUAUUAUGAUUAUAUAUUUUGUGUUGUUGUGAUUAUAUCCUGUGAACCACCCUGAGUUCCUCCCGGGGCUGGAUAGGGGUUCAUUUAACCUUCCGUUUGCUAGUAAAACUGAAUUACUUUGUCGCGAAAUGACACAUGUCUAGAAAUGGUUUCACCAACAUGAAAAGUUUGGAAAACUCUGUGUUAGUAGAAGACCCUGAAGUCUCUUGUGAGCCUGUACAUUGGUAUACGGUGGCCCCUGUUAGUCCACCAUAUUUUUUCUUUUAACAUUAGCAGAAGUGUUAAUUAUAUCCCUUGCUGAUGUAACCGAGUGCUUUGCCAAUAAAGAACUGAACUUCCUAUUGUUUGUCCACGUUGGGCUGGGGCUCUGGAUUAUGAACAGAAAUUUAGUUAAUUAAUUAAUAAACAGCUUGGAAGAGAGCUUGCUUUUGAAUCUUGUAUGUAUAAAAUUUUAUUGUUCCAUAUUUUUGCUUAGUUCCAGGUGGGGUGACUACUUCCCCAUUUCAGUUUUCAAGCCUUUUUUAUCUGCAUCUUACCUAUAGGCUCUGAUAUUUAUCUCUCAUCUCUUCUGAAAUUACAAAAUAAUAAUAAAAUAGAUUGAUUCCUUGUAGCGGCUAUGCUGCAGAUUGUUCUUCUGAGUAAAAUUUACAUAUCCAUGUUCUAA
This is a messenger RNA of Podarcis raffonei (Aeolian wall lizard), 8896 nucleotides long. RefSeq lists its product as uncharacterized. Gene Ontology annotation, biological process: regulation of transcription by RNA polymerase II. Bases 491 to 7297 code for a protein of 2268 amino acids. The transcript has 13 exons. Gene Ontology annotation, molecular function: RNA polymerase II cis-regulatory region sequence-specific DNA binding; DNA-binding transcription factor activity, RNA polymerase II-specific. The record is from RefSeq and is a predicted model, not a curated record. NCBI's taxonomy places the organism in Eukaryota, Metazoa, Chordata, Lepidosauria, Squamata, Lacertidae.